Molecule: messenger RNA, 141 nt
Organism: Pecten maximus
Lineage: Eukaryota; Metazoa; Mollusca; Bivalvia; Pectinida; Pectinidae
Exons: 2
Source: RefSeq, a predicted model, not a curated record
ACAAACCACCACCACACAAACCACCACCACACAAACCACCACCACACAAACCACCACCACACAAACCACCACCACACAAACCACCACCACAACACAAACCACCACAACACAAACCACCACAACACAAACCACCACAACACA